UUGUUUAUGAAAAAAGAGCUACACAUGCAAGAUUUGGUACGAAAGAGAAAGGAUUAAGCAAUGAUUUUGGGUAGAAGAUGAAAAGCUGAAAAGAAAAAAUAAAAAUUUAAAAAAUUCGAAGAAACAAAAAUGAUAAUCUCGGAAGGAUAAAAAAAAAAAAAAAAAAAAAGAAAAAGAAAAGGAAGCUUGAAAUUUGCCCUUGGACCAUUUACAACAGUCUCGUGACUCUCGCUUCUCUCUCUUUUUUUCUUCCCUCUCUAGUACUCUUAUACUUCCCACCGAUUGUGUUUUGGAUACGCUUUGUUGGAUGCUCGCUCACAGUAGAGCUCAGAUCUCUCAGCCAUUUCCAUUGCUUGCUUGCGAAAGCUAAGCUCGAUCCAUUUCUCAAGUGAGACCUUAUAGUGUUGGCGUGCGUCUCAUUUUUCAGGAGACAUGAAUUGAAUAGCUAGAGGAGAGCUGAAAGUGUUUAUGUGAAGUAAACAUCAUUUACAGUACUUUGGAGAUUUAAAUGAAAUGACAAUUGAUCUUCAAACUUCAAUGGCUCAAAGUGUAAGAACCAGUAGGUCUUCGUUUGGCUCGAGUAAUGGCAAUGAGGAUGCUUCUUUAUACAACUCUUCUACUGUCUCAAAUGGAGAUGGCUAUGACAGUGACGGUUCCAAUUUGGCACCCGCUACUCCAACAACUUUAUCGAUGUAUAUUCCAGAAGAGCUUGCUGGUGCCAUACCCUUGAUUGAUAGAUUCCAGGUAGAGGGAUUUUUAAGGUUGAUGCAAAAACAGAUUCAGUCUGCUGGGAAACGUGGAUUUUUCUCUAAGAAAUCCAUCGGCCCUCAAAUUCGAGAAAAGUUCACAUUUGAGGAUAUGCUGUGUUUCCAAAAGGAUCCUAUACCAACAUCAUUACUUAAAAUAAAUACUGACUUAGUCAGCCGGGCAGCAAAGUUAUUCCAGAUAAUUUUGAAAUACAUGGGUGUUGAUCCAUCUGAUCGAGUUACGCUAGUAAGCCUAGAAGAACGGAUAGAACUUGUCGCGAAACUAUUUAAGCAAACACUGAAGCGCACAGAGCUUCGAGAUGAACUAUUUGUUCAGAUUUCAAAACAAACAAGGAAUAAUCCUGAUAGGCAGUACUUGGUCAAAGCAUGGGAAUUAAUGUACUUGUGUGCAUCCUCAAUGCCUCCUAGCAAGGACAUUGGUGGAUAUCUAUCUGAGUAUGUGCAUAAUGUAGCGCAUGCUGUGAGUACUGACUCUGAGGUUCGAAUCCUAGCUUUAAAUACUUUAAAUGCUUUAAAGCGUGCCGUUAAGGCUGGUCCAAGGCAAACUAUACCUGGUCGUGAGGAGAUUGAAGCACUUUUAACUGGUCGAAAGCUUACAACAAUAGUGUUUUUCUUGGACGAAACAUUUGAAGAAAUUACAUUUGAUAUGGCAACAACAGUUGCUGAUUCUGUUGAGGAGCUUGCUGGGAUAAUCAAACUGUCAGCAUACUCUAGCUUUAGUCUGUUUGAAUGCCGUAAAGUUGUCACCGGCUCCAAAUCACCUGAUCUUGGAAACGAGGAGUAUAUUGGGUUAGAUGAUAACAAAUAUAUUGGGGAUCUGUUGGCCGAAUUCAAGGCAGCAAAGGACCGCAGUAAAGGAGAAAUUUUGCACUGCAAGUUGACGUUUAAGAAAAAGUUGUUUCGAGAGUCAGAUGAAGCUGUAGCAGAUCCAAUGUUUGUGCAGUUGUCAUAUGUACAGUUGCAACAUGAUUAUAUAUUGGGAAAUUAUCCUGUUGGAAGGGAUGAUGCUGCACAGCUGUCUGCAUUACAAAUUUUGGUGGAGAUCGGAUUUGUCAGUUCUCCUGAGUUGUGCACUGAUUGGAAUUCGCUAUUAGAACGGUUCUUACCUAGACAAAUCGCUAUCACACGGGCAAAACGGGAGUGGGAGUUGGAUAUCCUUUCUCGUUACCGUUCAGUGGAGAAUUUGACCAAAGAUGAUGCAAGACAACAAUUUUUGCGGAUACUGAAGACACUUCCUUAUGGGAAUUCAGUUUUCUUCAGUGUUCGCAAGAUUGAUGAUCCCAUAGGACUUCUACCGGGGAGGAUUGUUUUGGGCAUCAAUAAGAGGGGUGUUCAUUUUUUCCGUCCUGUUCCAAAGGAAUAUCUACAUUCAGCUGAGUUGAGAGACAUAAUGCAAUUUGGUAGUAGCAAUACUGCUGUUUUCUUCAAGAUGAGAGUUGCAGGCGUUCUUCACAUAUUCCAGUUUGAAACCAAGCAGGGAGAAGAAAUUUGUGUUGCUCUUCAAACGCAUAUCAAUGAUGUAAUGUUACGGCGCUACUCUAAAGCCCGCACUGCUGCUAGUGGUUCAAUAAAUGGAGAUCUUCCAAACAAUUUUAAGGCUUCUAGUGUGGAGGUGUAUGAGAAAAGAGUUCAAGAUUUGUCUAAAGCUGUUGAAGAAUCUCAGAGUAAUGCUGAUCAAUUGCAAGAAGAAUUGCACGAAAAGCAAAAACAAGAAGCUAAAUUGCACAAAGAGUUGGAAGAUCUGAAAGAAUCCUUGAGAUCUGGAAAGCAAAACUUGGCAGAAGUUAUGUCUGACCGUAACAGACUUAAAUCAUUGUGUGAUGAAAAAGACAAGGCACUUCAGGCAGCAGUUGUAGAGAAGAGGAGCAUGGAAUCAAGGUUGGCAAAGUUGGGUAAUCUAGUGCUGGAAAACAAUAGUAAAAAGGAAGCAGUUGGUGCAAACAACCAGGUAUUAAAGAAACUCCAAGAUGAGUUAAAACUUCAAAACGAGGAAUUGAAUGCAGCGGAAGAAACAAUAAAGAGGCUGGUAGAGGAAAAGUUAUUAUUGGAGCAAAGGAUGUCUGGACUUGAAAACAAUAAAGAUAAUGAGAUUCACCUUCUUGAGAAAAACUUUGAGCAUGAACGUAAAACAUUAGAGCUUAAAGUGAUAGAACUUGAAAAGAAGCAUGAAGAUGCUAAGCGAGAGUUAGCUGGUCUUGAGGCAACUCUUGCUAUAAGGAAUUCAGAUUUGGCUGUUUUACAAAAUAAUCUAAAGGAACUAGAGGAAUUGAGAGAAAUGAAAGAGGACAUUGACAGAAAGAAUGAGCAAACUGCUUCCAUCUUGAGGAUGCAAGCGGCUCAAUUAGCUGAGCUGGAAGUACUGUAUAAGGAAGAACAGCUUUUAAGGAAGCGCUAUUUUAAUACUAUUGAAGAUAUGAAAGGAAAGAUUCGAGUAUACUGUCGACUACGGCCUCUUAAUGAAAAAGAAAUUGCUGAAAAAGAGAGAGAUGUACUUACAAGUCUAGAUGAGUUUACAGUUGAACAUUCAUGGAAAGAUGACAAACCGAAACAGCAUAUAUAUGAUCGUGUGUUUGAUGGAAGUGCCACACAAGAAGAUGUGUUUGAAGAUACAAGGUAUCUGGUGCAAUCUGCAGUGGAUGGUUAUAAUGUGUGCAUAUUUGCAUAUGGUCAAACCGGUUCUGGAAAGACAUUUACAAUAUAUGGAUCUGAGACAAAUCCUGGACUCACUCCACGAGCUAUUCAAGAACUUUUUAAAAUUUUGAGGCGAGAUGGUAACAAAUUUUCAUUUUCAUUAAAGGCCUAUAUGGUGGAGUUGUAUCAGGAUACACUUGUUGAUCUUCUAUUACCCAAGAAUGCAAAACGUUUAAAAUUAGAUAUUAAGAAAGACACAAAGGGCAUGGUAGCGGUUGAAAAUGUGACAGUUUUGUCAAUUUCAACUUAUGAGGAAUUAAAGAGUAUCAUUCAAAGAGGAUCCGAACAGCGACAUACUUCUGAAACUCAGAUGAAUGAAGAAAGCUCAAGAUCGCAUCUUAUACUUUCAAUUGUCAUUGAGAGUACAAACCUUCAAACUCAAUCUAUCGCAAGAGGAAAGCUAAGUUUUGUUGAUCUUGCUGGCUCGGAAAGAGUGAAGAAGUCAGGCUCUUCCGGUAAACAACUGAAAGAAGCUCAAAGCAUCAACAAGUCACUUUCAGCACUCGGAGAUGUUAUAAGCGCAUUAUCUAUGGGUGGUCAACACAUACCCUACAGGAAUCACAAACUAACAAUGUUAAUGAGUGACUCACUUGGUGGCAAUGCUAAAACACUCAUGUUUGUCAAUGUAUCUCCAGCUGAAUCCAACUUGGAUGAGACGUACAACUCUCUCAUGUAUGCUUCAAGAGUCCGAUCGAUUGUGAAUGAUCCAAGUAAAAAUGUAUCAUCCAAAGAGGUGGCCAGAUUGAAGAAAUUGGUAGCUUAUUGGAAGGAACAAGCAGGUAGGAGAGGGGAUGAGGAAGAACUAGAAGAAAUUGAGGAAGAGCUACCAACAAAAGACAGGGCAGAUGGCCGGCAUUCUAUGUGAUAUUUCUAGACUAUUUUAUCAUCUCGGUAUUAUUUUACCGAGAAUGUAAGUUUCAAAGUUUCACGAUCAGUUUAGGAAUACGUAGGAUUGUAUAGUCUGAGACUUAGAACGAUGUGUAUAAUAUUGCUUACCCUUUUAAAUUAAUGCAUAUAUAAAUGGGUUCGUUAGUCCAA
Molecule: messenger RNA, 4496 nt
Organism: Ziziphus jujuba (common jujube)
Lineage: Eukaryota; Viridiplantae; Streptophyta; Magnoliopsida; Rosales; Rhamnaceae
Product: kinesin-like protein KIN-14E
Exons: 25
Coding region: 514-4323 (1269 amino acids)
Biological process (GO): microtubule-based movement
Cellular component (GO): cytoskeleton
Molecular function (GO): microtubule motor activity; ATP binding; oxidoreductase activity
Source: RefSeq, a predicted model, not a curated record